AUGCCUACAGUCAAGAAGCGCAAGGUCGCCCAAGAGGUGGCCUCCCCGGUAGAAGAUAGCGAUUCUCAGUCCUCGCGCUCCGAAUCUCCCGCGGCUGAGAACACCACCAACGAUGACGGCAGCGCCGAGAAUACAACUACACCCAAAUCGUUUAGGGAAUUGGGCGUGAUCGACUCGCUGAUCGAAGCUUGCGAAACCCUUGGAUACAAAGCACCAACUCCUAUUCAAGUCGAGGCGAUUCCAGUUGCGCUUCAAGGAAGGGACGUCAUCGGUUUGGCCGAGACAGGUAGUGGAAAGACGGCGGCCUUCGCACUUCCAAUCCUACAAAAGCUGAUGGAAAAUCCCUCUCCCUUCUUUUCCCUCGUUCUCAGCCCCACUCGAGAGCUUGCCUAUCAAAUCGCCCAGGCCUUUGAGGCCCUUGGAUCGACUAUCAAUGUUCGCACGUGCUGUCUUGUGGGUGGUAUGGAUAUGGUGCCUCAAUCGAUCGCACUCGGCAAGAAGCCCCAUAUUAUUGUCGCUACCCCUGGUCGUCUCCUCGAUCACCUUGAGAACACCAAAGGCUUUUCACUCCGGGCACUGAAAUACCUCGUCAUGGAUGAGGCUGACAGAAUGCUUGACCAAGACUUUGGCCCUCUCCUUGACAAGAUUCUCCGAAUUUUGCCAGCUAAACGUAACACUUUCCUUUUCAGUGCUACCCUUUCCUCGAAGGUCGAAUCCCUACAAAGGGCUUCCUUGUCCAACCCGGAGAAAGUCUCCGUGAGCAGCAAAUAUUCCACUGUGAAAACCCUCCAAUCCUACUACUUGUUAAAACCGCACAAGUGGAAGGACCUCUACCUCUGUUACCUUCUUAAUGAGUUCAUGGGUCAAAGUGUCAUUCUCUUCACCAGGACAGUUCACGAAACUCAAAGAGUCGCAUUUUUACUUCGAAGCCUGGGCUUCGGAGCUAUCCCGUUGCACGGUCAGCUUAGCCAGUCUUCUCGACUUGGUGCACUUGGCAAGUUCAGAUCGAAGGCGCGUGACAUUCUCGUGUGUACAGAUGUCGCAGCCCGUGGUCUUGAUAUUCCAAGCGUUGAUGUUGUUUUGAACUUCGAUCUCCCCACCGACAGCAAGACCUAUAUUCACAGAGUCGGGCGAACUGCACGUGCGGGUAAGAGUGGUGUUGCCAUCAGCUUCGUAACUCAGUACGAUGUGGAGUUAUUCCAGAGAAUCGAGGAUGCUCUGAACCGAAAACUGCCAGAAUAUGAGACCGAGAAGGAUGAGGUUAUGAUUCUGGCGGAGAGGGUCAGCGAGGCGCAGCGUUAUGCCAUUAUGGAGAUGAAGGCAAUAGACGAGAAGAAGGGUACCAGAGGAAACAAGUUUGGUAAAGGCAAGCGCACGCGUGAUAAUAUGGAUCAAGAGGAGGGUUGA
Molecule: messenger RNA, 1407 nt
Organism: Penicillium waksmanii
Lineage: Eukaryota; Fungi; Ascomycota; Eurotiomycetes; Eurotiales; Aspergillaceae
Gene: rrp3
Product: RNA-dependent ATPase RRP3
Exons: 7
Coding region: 1-1407 (468 amino acids)
Molecular function (GO): nucleic acid binding; ATP binding; RNA helicase activity
Source: RefSeq, a predicted model, not a curated record